Lachnellula hyalina is the source of this 753-nucleotide messenger RNA. Its product is annotated as Phosphoglycerate mutase-like protein. Gene Ontology annotation, cellular component: cytoplasm. Gene Ontology annotation, molecular function: phosphatase activity. The record is from RefSeq and is a predicted model, not a curated record. Lineage: Eukaryota; Fungi; Ascomycota; Leotiomycetes; Helotiales; Lachnaceae. The transcript is spliced from 5 exons. The coding region runs from base 1 to 753 and encodes 250 amino acids.
AUGGUGAAAACUCUGUACCUUAUCCGCCAUGGGCAAGGAUACCACAACAUCUCCGAGACACAACCCCAGCAACAACAGGGCAACUCAUUCGUCAAAGACCCCCACCUAACGCCGACGGGCAAAGUCCAAUGUCUAGACCUACGACAAAGCUUCUCUUUCCACAAAGAUGUCGACAUUGUCAUGGCGUCUCCGCUUUUCCGCACCGUGCAGACCGCCGUUUUCGGCCUCAGAGGUGUCCUGCAAAGAAAAGAUGUUCCCUUCUUGCUAGUCCCCAAAGCUCAGGAGAUCAGCGACAAACCGUGCGAUACCGGUACCGACCCUGCAGGUCUCAAGCUUGCUCUGACUGAGAUCUUCGAGGAAGAAGAGUAUGGGUUUGAUGCGGGGAGGAUUGACUUUUCGCUUGUGGAAGAGGGGUGGAAUUCCAAGAAAGGGGAGUAUGAAGCCAGUCUUGAAGCAGUGCAGAAGCGUGCAGCGGCGCUGAGAUGUUGGCUGUGGAAGCGUCCGGAAGAGCACAUUGCUCUUGUCACGCAUGGAGCUUUCUUGCAUUACUUGACAGAAGAUUGGAAGGGCUUGGUUCUUCCUAGAGGUACGGCGUGGCACACAUGUGAGUUUCGGAGAUUCACUUUUGAUGAGGGAUCGAAUGAGGAUGCGGCUCAUAUGACGGAAGUUGGGAAGGAGGGAAGAGAUAAAGGGAUGAGGCCAGAUGGUGCUCAUUCACAUGAUAUUUCUGGUACAGAGCAGUUCCCAAAUUAG